Messenger RNA from Archocentrus centrarchus (flier cichlid), 3040 nucleotides. It is a transcript of the gene sfxn5b, whose product is annotated as sideroflexin 5b. Gene Ontology annotation, biological process: monoatomic ion transport; mitochondrial transmembrane transport; citrate transport. The coding region runs from base 181 to 1158 and encodes 325 amino acids. The transcript has 14 exons. Gene Ontology annotation, cellular component: mitochondrial inner membrane. The record is from RefSeq and is a predicted model, not a curated record. Lineage: Eukaryota; Metazoa; Chordata; Actinopteri; Cichliformes; Cichlidae. Gene Ontology annotation, molecular function: citrate transmembrane transporter activity; monoatomic ion transmembrane transporter activity.
GAUUAUUUGGGAUGUGUAGUCAUGCGCUUCAACUUUGCCAGCGUUAACGCAAAUGAAGAAACUGCAUGUCCCAGCACACUUAGCGGCACAUUGCUUCACUAGUUACACAUUGGAUGUAGUUCGCUGUACUUGGAAAUCCGUUCAUGAUUCAGUUCAUUAAUAAAUAAAUAGUUCAGUGUCAUGGCGGAAUCCGCAGCAUGUCCUGCUUUCCAGCUCGGGAGACCCCGAUACGACCAGGGUUCAUUCCUUGGUCGAUUGAGACACUUUGUGGACAUCAUUGACCCCAGCACCCUGUUUGUGUCAGAGAAACGGUUAAAAGAAAGCAUCAAACUCCUCGAUGACUACAAACAUGGCACACUUCCACCUGAAGUGUCUGAUGUUCAGCUGUGGGAAGCCCAGAAGAUCAAGCAGGCCAUCAUUCAUCCUGACACAGGAGAGAAGAUCUUCAUGCCAUUUCGAAUGUCAGGUUAUGUACCAUUUGGAACACCAAUUGUCAUUGGCCUUCUUCUCCCAAAUCAGACUGUGGUGUCUACCAUUAUAUGGCAGUGUUUGAACCAGAGUCACAAUGCCUGUGUGAACUAUGCGAACCGUAAUGCCACAAAGCCCACACCAACAUCCAAGUUUAUUCAAGGCUAUGUAGGAGCUGUGACGAGUGCCGUCUCUAUUGCAGUGGGACUGAAUGUCCUGAUUGAGAAGGCCAACAAGUUGAGUCCUGCCACCAGAAUGAUAAUACAGAGAUUUGUCCCCUUCCCAGCUGUAGCUAGUGCAAACAUCUGCAACGUGGGCCUCAUGAGACACAACGAGCUGUCUGAGGGGAUUGAUGUGCUUGACAACAACGGGAAUGUGGUGGGAUCCUCCAAAAUUGCCGCAAGACAUGCAAUCAUGGAGACUGCCUUCACACGUGUGGUCCUCCCGAUGCCAAUCUUCGUCCUGCCCCCCAUCAUUAUGUCCUACCUCGAGAGGCUGCGAUUCCUGCAGAGCAACCGCAAGUUGUUGCUGCCCAUCCACAGCGUUGUGUGCCUGGUUACCUUCGGCCUCUCCCUGCCCGUGGCCAUCAGUCUAUUCCCCCAGAUGUCUCAGAUCGAGGUGUCUCGCCUAGAGCCAGAGAUUGCCAUGGCAACAGAUUGCAAGGUGGUGACCUACAACAAAGGUUUAUGAUGGAUGGCGGCGGAGAGGGAGAGGAGAGAAAGGGGAGCCGGGACGGAAAUGAGGCUGCAGUGUGAAGAGCUGUCACGGAGCGCCAACUGUUGGGUUCCUCCUGCCGACAGGUUUGGGAACUAUGUGCUGCAUUUUUAUCACAGUAAAAAUUGUACUGUGGGUCCCAGUCCCAGUCCCAUUAGUUAAUUAUUUAAUACUGUAUAAAUAAGUGUUUGCUAUGUACGUGCUAUUCUUUGGUGGUCCACACAGGUACACUUCUUGUCACUCUCUCAUUUCUAACUUAACCUGUCUGUGACUGGGGAGCGUGUGUAGUCGUUUUUUUGUUUUUGUUGAAAAUUGCUGCAAAUCAACCAAAACAGUAAAAAUAUUACAAGAAAAAAGGGCAGCAUAUUUCUACUGUUUUUCACUUAAUUCUGUUUUGACUCUAGGGACAAAAAUUUCUAAAAUAUUAUGAAAUAUUUAAGAAAAAAACAACCCAAUGAGAUAUAUAAUAUAUAAGAGCUUACAAACGGGGAAAUCUUUGAACAUCCAGUGACGCGUUUGUCCAAAGACUGUUCUGUUUACUGCUGCCUGGAGGGGGAAAUCUGAUUUUUUCCUAAAAAAGGAACCUUAAUUUAAGUUGAAUGAUGUUUAUUCACAGUCCUUUGUCCCUAAUUACAUGCACUGUGACCAGAUUUCUGUCAUACUUUGAAGCGAUACCCUGCAAUAAUCUCCUAACUGCAGCCCUCACAUGGGAAACAGAGCUUAUAAUGCCCAUACUGAGCCAAAUACAUUAAAUAUAUCUUAUAUAUAAUCUUAUAUAACAACUUACUUACUCACUAUCAAUAACCAGUAAGUAGGAGGUUAUUAAGGGAGAAGUUCAUAUGCAGAAUAAGACAUUAAUAAGUCCUUUAUAUUGAGUAAUAAAUACCCCCAAAAUUGCCAAUUUGUAUUCUAAAAAGACACAAAGAUCAAUGCUUUUUAUUAGUUUUGUAAGUAGUAAAAAAUCCUUUAAAUCACUUAUUUAUCUUUUCUGCCUUGUUAAUUGUCUCACAGUUGCUCAGACCAAUCAGGGGACACAUUUUGAGUGUACUGACCCCAAUUUUUGAGCCAUAAUCUGCAGCGCAUUUUUUUUUUUUUUUUUUUAGUUUGAAUUAGAGAUUGGAAUUUUUAGGAUUUUCUUUUUGGCUAAAAAUAUACCAGCACCUUAUUUUAUUUAAAAAUUUUAUUUGUCACAAAAACAUUAAUAUCAUAGGAGGAGAGAUGUGUUGUGCUGGCUACUUUCCAUCUGCAGUCCCUGUGGAUGUAGGGAUAAAUAUGAAAUAAAACUACAUAUCCACUGACAGGCCUUAAGUAUUCAGAUAAGGUUCUUUAAAAACAGAAAUCUACUGAACCGUGGCGGUGACAUGUGCUGAGUGAGAUGAAUUAAGGCUGAAAAAAUGAGUUGACGUCUCUGAACUGCAGUUUCUUGUUACUGAUUGUUCAGCUUUAGCUACAAGCUGAUAAUAACCUGAUUACGGUGAUGGAAAGCAGUCAGCUGCAUACAAGCUAAACUGUUCAAUGAGAAUCAUUCUGCUGAGGGACUCUGUACUCUAGAUGUAUAUUUGUUUAUACACUUUCUAAACUGACAGUUGACACAUGCCAGAUGUUUUAACCCACAUAAUGUGAAAUAAUCUGCAGAAUUCCUAACACGUGGAAUUAGGUUUUCUUGUAUGAAGGUCAUUUUGAUCCACUACUGACUGCUGUCAGAUUACUGUUGUAUUAUUCUUUUGUACACAAUUUUAAAAAGAACCAUAACAUAUAUUACACAACUGACUGUUUUUAAUUCUUUGUGUGAUACUUCCACUGAUAUUGCUGAAAAUGUUUGCUAGCCAAUCAAUGUAAACCUGUUAUUUUACUAUAU